Pelodiscus sinensis (Chinese soft-shelled turtle) is the source of this 540-nucleotide messenger RNA. RefSeq names its product cilia and flagella associated protein 90 (gene CFAP90). NCBI's taxonomy places the organism in Eukaryota, Metazoa, Chordata, Testudines, Trionychidae. The record is from RefSeq and is a predicted model, not a curated record.
AUCCCCCCCAGCCGCAGGGACCCCCCGGAGCACAGCUACUUCCACCAGGCAGUCAAGACAGGAAUUGUUUCCACAUAUGAUUCCAUUUUUAAGAGGCCAAUGGGUUACAAUGAAAAACUCCACCGAUGUGACAGAGAACAUGCAAAUAGUCGAGGUCUUAACAUUAAUGAUGAGGAAUUGGCAAGACCCAUUGCUGUUUUGUCCUCUUCAGAGUAUGGGAGACACAUAAACCAGCCUGUAGAGCAAUCAAUCAGAGAUUAUGCAAGGAUCAACCGUGUGCAGGAAGAGUUCUACAGGAAAAAUGGAAUCACCUGCUUGUUGGAAAAACCUUCUCAAAUCCUUGAACCAUCCUGAAGCUCCUGACCCAUAGCCACAUGAAGCAGUUUGCACAGCAAUAAAAAAGGGUUUCCCUUUUCCUGUAACAUGCUGACCACCUAAAGGAGAGUAACUUCGAUAAAAAAAUGAAGCCCUAAUUGCUGUCAAUUUCAUGCUAAUGUAAACGGACCUUGACAUUUCAUUAAACUCUUGCAAAUGAUUUUC